CCGGAUACAAGCAGACCAACGGCAGAUCGCUUGCUCAGAUCCAGUGGCUCGCUACACGACGGAGUAGAGUUACACAUGGACAUUUAAUGUGAGCCAGACCAAGAUUCCUGAACGAUGAAGACUUGGAAACUUUGGGUGUUUGUUUUCGUUACCCUCGGGAGCGUCUCACUCGUUUCACCGCAGUUGAUGAAAUGUGAUGUCCCCGGAGACGUGAUCUUCGUGCUGGACGGCUCCGACAGCAUCCAGCCUGUUGAUUGGCUGAGGGAAUUGAAUUUCGUGGAGAUCCUGAUUGACAGCCUUGAUGUGGAACCGUUAGCAAUCCACGUCGGCAUCAUCGUAUACAGCACUUUCAUCGGUGACGUCGUCGGGCUGAACCCGUAUAAGAACAAAUGGACCCUGAAGCAGAUGGUACGGAACUUGACGCAGCCCCGGGACGGUACCAAUACCGCGAAGGGUAUUGAGCAGGCUAGAAAGAUGUUCCGCUAUGAGGGUCGACCCAACGUCCCUCACAUCGCUGUUGUCAUCACAGACGGUCGAUCCACGGUGCCGCGUGACACCAUCAGACAGGCUAUUGCAGCCAAGCGGGAUGAUGGCGUGACGAUGAUCGCUGUCGGUAUUGGGAACGAAAUCUUUUUCGAUGAGCUACAAGAAAUUGCUACCUCUGAAAGGAAACUGUUUAACGUAACAGAUUUCAGAUCCUUGCCAGGGUUGGUACAGAGUCUCCGGGACAGCAUCUGUUGGGUUAUCACAACCACUACUUCAACCACCACCACGACUACUACAACAACGACUACAACUACUAUGACACCGCUUCCACCAGAAGUGUUGAACUGCAAUAUGCCGGCCGAUGUCGUCAUUCUCCUGGACGGGUCUGACAGCAUUGAGCCCCCGGACUGGGCGAGAGAAACACAUUUCGUAGCCUCCUUGAUCAACAGUCUCGACAUCAGUCCCAACUUCAUCAACGUGGGCAUGAUAGUAUACAGUACGUUUGUCGGUGACGUCAUCGGCCUCACCCCGUACAAGAGUAAAAGCUACCUAAAUCAUCUAGCAGGCCGCUUGACCCACCCCCGGUUCGGCACCAACACAGCUCUGGGCAUCCAGGAGGUCAGGAAGAUGCUGGCCAACCAGGGACGCCGAAGCAAGGGCGUACCCCAGAUCGCUAUCGUCCUUACGGACGGGCAGAGCAAGGACCCCCGAGAGACCAUAGCUCAGGCCCAGCUGGCUCAGAAGGAGGGAGUCAUCAUGAUCGCUGUGGGUAUUGGGGCCCAGGUCUACAUGCAUGAGCUCGAGGGGAUCGCCAGCUCAAGGAGGAAGCUGUUCAGUGUUGAAGACUUCAGAGCUCUGGCAGGACUUGUCCAGACGCUCAAGGAACUCAUCUGUAAAGCUAUCACCACGACGACAUCUACGCCACGACCGGUGAUCACCACGCCCAUGCCGCCUAUCAUCAUGCCAGAGCUGUGUACUGGGUGCAUCAUCGACAACGGCAUCGGUUACAACCCCUACCCCGAGGACUGCAGCAAGUACGUCCAGUGCUUCCGCGAGGGGCCCCGAUUCCGCGCCAUGGUCCGGCCGUGUCCAUUCGGUCAGUACUGGGACACCAAGGCCAUCAGCUGUAGGCCCUCGGAGCUCGUCAGCUGCUACAGAGACCCCUGCAGCAAACGCCGGGAUAACACCGUCCACAACUAUAACGGAAAUGGCUGCCGCGCUUACUGGAUGUGCAAGGGAGGUAACUCCGUGCCUUCCUGUUGUCCCCAGGGAACCCGGUACUUGACCAAUGUUGGGUGUGUGCAGGACCCCACGUGCAGUGAGAAGUGCCCCCCGGACCCACCGUCCGGAUCUCCCAGCAGCUCCUGCGCUCUGAAGACCCACCCUGACCGGAGGAACUACAUCCAGACUAUCCCUGGCUUCGGCGACAUGGUGCGGCCGUGUGCCCCGGGCACCGUCUUCAGCCAGAACCUUUGCAACUGUAUCAUGGCUGCUCACUCAGGCAACACCACAUCGGGGGUGUGCAAGCCCUCCGUCCUCUACAAGUUUGACCGAGGCGUGAUUGACCACUCCGGCAACAAUGUCCAGGCAGGUGUCACGAACGUUAAACUGACUGGCAAGGGACAAGCCAUAUUUGACGGCAAGAGCAUCAUCAACAUAUGGAGGUUUGCCGGCAUCGAAUACGGUUCGAAGCUCGUUAUCAACAUGAAGUACCGUCUGGCCCAACCAGGAAUGCCACCAAGAACGGGCGGUAUUGCAGCACAGGGACAAAGCCACAGAACUCUUUGGUACCUGGUCAGUGAGGUCGGAGAUAUCCUGAGGUCAGGCAAGGGGAGCAUACCCGCUAAGAUCAUACACGACAUCCGAAAAGGAAUAUUAUCAGGUACACUGGCUAGACAGAUCAUCACCGGGGGAUCUGCGUCCACUAAGGCUGUAUGGCAGAUACUGUUACUCAACGGGCAAGUCGUUACAUCUGGGGACGGAUUAAUCACGCCUGAAAUAUUACGACGAAUCGGAAGUUUCAAUUCCAAUACUGGGCUGAGGAUUGUGUGGUUCGUCUAUGGGACCAAUGGCACAGUGUUGAGAUCUGGGAACGGAGAUGUCCCCAAGGCAAUAUUUCAGCUGUUGAUCCGGGGAGAACUUUCAGGGACCCUGGUGAAGCAGAUCGCCGAGAUUUCUGGGCUGAACGCAAACUGGCAGAUCCUAUCCCCAACAGGACAGAUUCUGAAGUCAGGCAAGGGUCAGAUAAGCAAGGACAUCAUCAUCCAAUUCACUGAUAAUGGUCAGAAGCAUUUGUGGUUUGUCUAUCGACAAGAUGGAUCGGUACUUCGAUCUGGAACUGGGGUCGUUCCACAAGAUGUCCUCAGGGCAAUUAAACAGGGGUCAAUGAAGGGGGUCAUUAUCAGGUACACACUGACAGGAACAAGCACUGCGCCUACCAGCAGUUCCACCUGGCAUCGUCUCUCAUCGGAUGGCAAGAUUCUGGAAUCUGGAUCAGGGGUCCUGACCAAGGACAAGAUUACGAAACUGUCCGGAACAAGAUCCUUUAUUUGGUACAUCUUGGAUCUCAACGGCUCGGUCAUGAAAUCUGGCUAUGAUGUGAUUCCUGAAAAUAUUUUAGCCGGUCUUCGAACGGGAUCUAUUAAAGGGACCCUGGCGAAGCAGAUGGUUACAAACUCUGGGGUUCUUGGUCAGUGGAAAUUGAUAGGCAAAGACGGACAGGUGGCGAACUCUGGGUAUGGACGAAUUCCUAUGAACCUGCUUCAGAUGGUGUCGGGACACGGGGGUUUCAGCAUGCAUGGGACAUCAUCGUCACAAGGUAGCAAUACUCUCACAGGAGCAACGGAUGGUACACAGCAGGGAGCGUGGAAUGUACGUAACAACGUUGGUACGCAGGGUGGCACACGGGGUGGUCAGAUGACAAGUUCCUGGUCAAGUAGUGGAACGAGGGGUGGUAUGCAGACAGAUACUCGGGGUGGCCAGAUGACGGGUGGUAUGACGGGUGGGUCGCAGGGUGCCACAAUGAGUGGAACAAUAUCAGGGUCGUGGACACGCGGUUCGCAGACCGAUAACCAGCAUGGUCAAAUGACAGGUGGCAUUACGGGUGGGCAGCAGGGCGGAAUGAUGGGCGGAACACUGACAGGGUGGGGGACUGGUGGCACUCGGGGUACAUCAGGUGGUAGGGACAGUGGGAUAUUGACUGGAGGGAGCAUUGUAGGUGGUACGGUUGCUACUGAAAGGCGUACACAGGGAGAAACCCGUCCUCAUGUUGACCACCAGACAAUAACAAGCGAUCAAAGGGGUACUCGCCCAGCCGUGGUUCAGCCAGACAUGGGUAGGGCGUGGACGACCACAACCAGCACACAGUGGACAGAGAGAACAACACCGUCUACUUGGCCGGGAGCUCAGGAUAUUAAUCCUGAUAUCUUUGGGAUGCAACCCGAUAUCACUGGUCAGUCUGGGUUCCCUGUUGGUGGAAUGCCAGUGCCAGGUUUGGGUGGAUCGAGAGUCAACAUACCCAAUAUCCAAGCUGUCAAUCGUGGGAUGUCAGUUCAAACAGGAUCCACCAUUACAGAUUUCAAUACUGGAACACAAGACUUCCAAGUGCCGUUUGACCAGGGCCCUCAGUAUGUUGGGACCAACUUUGAAAUGACAGGACAAACAUUUGGUGGGCCAUCUGGACCAACCGUUGACCAACCAGGUCCAGUAGACGGAUGGACAAUGACAGAAGGAUCGCUGGACCAAGGGCCCAUCUUCGGGGGUAUGGAAGGAACUCCCGUGGGAAGUGUACCUGUUGAUAUUGUUACGGGUACGAUGGCGGGAACAGGUGUGAUUACUGGAAGUGUUGGUGGCGAUAAUCAGUGGGCGGUACCAAAAACAGAACGCCCUACACCAAGACCAACUCCUGCCAGCACUAGGGCGCCAACAGUCCCUUCUAACAUCGGAAUGGGCAGUAGGCCGGUUGUUCCUAGUGGAGUUCCGACUGGAACAAGGCGCACUGUUACAGGGGAAAUACAGGACGCUCUAUUUGGAGGUGUAUUUGGUCAACCAACUGGUACAGUAUCCAAAACAGAUACUGUCAGCACCGGAACGGGAAUAAGUGGAUCGUGGUCCAUGUCAGGAACCAGUACAGGCCAGACAGCACCCGUGAAUGCUGGAACCGGCGCUAUACAAGAUUCCCUUUUUGGUGAUUUCACAGGACCAGAUUCUGAGGCUGGCUGGAUAAUGUCCGCAGGAGAAACUCCAGCUGCUACUGGGGGCACGGAAUGGUACACAAUGAAGUCAGAUGGCACCAUUCUUCAGUCAGGAACUGGUGCUGUGCCACAGACACCAGGAGUGUCCGCUACCAUAUGGACGGUGCGCAAAACCAUGGGAGCAGGGGGCGUGCCUUUCCAGUGGUCCGUCCACAAACCUGACGGAACGGUGUUCGAGACUGGCAGUGGUAAUGUUCCUAAUGACAUCGUAGCACGAAUAUCGAAAGUAUAUUCAGUCCGUGGAAGCAUGACUGUUCCAUCAUCUGCUCCUCGACCCUCGGCUAUGUGGUACAUUUUAGGAUCUGACGGAUCCAUCAUCAAAUCCGGGACUGGGCAGAUCCCUGUUGAUGUUAUUAGCGGGGUCACUGCAAGAACUAUUUCAGGCACAAUCAUCAGUCAUUCUGAUAUUGGAGGAACUACAAGAUGGAAGAUCAUCCGUUCAGGAGGAAAGGAAACAUCGGGAGUGGGUGAGAUGCCCCCGUCCGCCCUGGAGGACCUCUACAAUGAUAUAAUGACCAGGCAAGGUGUUACUGUAAUGAGGGGCACGGCCAACACUCGUAGGAGGUGGCAGAUUUCCAAACCAGAUGGCUCUGUCCAAACAGGUUAUGGAUCCAUCCCUCAAAGCAUGGUCCAAGGUACAAUGGAAUGGACUGUCACCCGCUCUGAUGGAUCAGAGCAGAAAGGAAGUGGACCUAUACCUCAAGAUAUCCUUAAUGGAAACCACAAUGUUAACAUAACAGGUACUAUUAGAAGACCAGUAGAUAGCAUGGGCGGAAGUAUGCAGAUAAUGGGUGGAGGUGCAGGUCUCGGGCUGGGUGGAUCAUUACCUGGAGGAAAGGUUGUAAUGACUCAGACAGGAAGUGCCGCUCCGAGUGGGGCAGAUGGAUGGGGCGUCAGCUCAAGAUGGACCCUGAAACUUCCGGAUGGAUCCAUUAAAACAGGUUCUGGAUCCAUCCCAGCUGACCUUAUUCAGAAAGUGAGUAUGGACUCUGGAAGUCAAGCACAUUGGUCGAUCAUAAAGUCUGACGGACAAGUUCAGUCAGGAACCGGGGCAAUACCAACUAAUAUCCUACAAGGACCUACUUCUGGACAGGUGAUCGCCUCCUCCUCCAAGUGGUCUCUUAUCGGCCCUGAUGGUACUGUGCAGACUGGCACGGGCGAGGUUCCACCCCAUCUAUUGCAGGCCGCGGCGGGGAACACUCAGUGGCAGAUGACCGGACCCGAUGGGAAGGUGUAUUCAGGCACGGGUGAGAUGCCAGAGUCUUUGAAACAGAUGAUGAUGAAUACAAUGACAGGAGGAGGUGCAGGAUCAGCGACAGGGUCAGCAGGAGCAGCAGCAGCAGCGGCGUUGGCGGCAGCAGCAGGUUUUGGAGGAGGCGGUGGAGGGGGUGGAGCAGGGACAAUGUCUGGAACAGUUUCAGGAACAUGGAAAUCAUCCUCUUCCCUAGGAUCCAAUACCGGAGCUCAGGGAGUGUCGGGAACUGUCUCGGGUGACUCAUGGACAUUUGGUACUGGUGAGACGUCACAUAGCGGGGCCUCAGCAACUGCUGUUGGACAAGGAACAGCCGGUGGACUUUCUGUCCCCGUCCAAGUAGACAAGACUUACAUCGGUCCACUCCAGUAUGACCUUGUACCUAUCAGGGGUCACGUUAUCAGCAGACGCAGCUUGCGGAGACGUAGACGACAGGCGCGCCCUAACCCACACCAGGCGCUGGUCACAAACUGCAAUGGCCGGGAUGGCGAGGGUCCUUCCAUCAUGAUUCUGGCCGGGAGGAAGAGAGUCGUGUUUUCUCUGAAGACGGAGAGGACAGCCCGAGCAGUCCUGUUGUCGCUUCCAGCGCGACCUGGCUACAAUAAUAUCCAGCUAACCUAUGACGGGUCUCACAUCAAGGGCGUGGUCAACGGCAAACAGAAGGUGCUCCCUCUGUCAGGUAAUAUCGAGAGGAGACAGGCUGGCAUUCUGCUGGGGUCUUGUCAAGGAUAUCCAAGUUUUUCCGGAGAGAUUGAGGAGUUUUCAAUGUACCAGUGCCUGCCAUAGGUCACGCUCCAUCAGCAUAUGAAAUCCGCAAAACUUCACAUUUGAGACAGUCUAACGAUGCUUACGGCUAUUUUAAAGGAGAGCCUUCAGGCUGGGAUCCUACAAUGAUGUGUUGCGGGAGGCUUGGCUUGCUGUAACCACUAAGUUGCAAUCAGAUAGGAAACUUGUCAUAAUGAAUCUUCAAAGCUUUUUUAUACAUGUAAAUAGAAGACAACACAAGAUUUUCAAAAUUGUUGUUUUGUGUGGCAAUAUUCAGUUGCCGUGUACUAUGAUAUAUUAGCUGUACAUGUUUGAUGCUUCUGAAUACAGCUGUCAUAGAUUUUAUAAUAAAUAUAUACAGUAUA
Molecule: messenger RNA, 7121 nt
Organism: Haliotis rufescens (red abalone)
Lineage: Eukaryota; Metazoa; Mollusca; Gastropoda; Lepetellida; Haliotidae
Exons: 14
Coding region: 115-6777 (2220 amino acids)
Cellular component (GO): extracellular region
Molecular function (GO): chitin binding
Source: RefSeq, a predicted model, not a curated record